GCAACGUUGAGUAGAUAAACAUCGGAUGGGCGGCGCUGAUUUUGGUGCUGAUUCAUAGACUCAUGGAUGGAUGGCGCGAGAAUGGGCGGACCUUUUGUGAACCUAACGAAAUAUCCGCCGGGCGUUGUAGAAUUCGGCCAAAGCUGAGGCCAGUGGGAGCUAGACGCUGACUGUGCAGCAGGGUGAUUAGGUAAAGUCAGAUUCCUCCCUUUCGUAUCACGUGCUCAGCUUAUCUUAGUCUUGUAUAUACAUCACGUGCUUUGAUGCUACCCCCAGCGCCCGAGGAACUCCCGCCGUCUGUGGUCCGUGCACCCCAAUUGCGCCAGGGAGGUCCGUCGGAGAAUCUGCGGCACCGUCGGGAGUUGACAUCAUCCCAACUGCCAUCAUGAGUUUGACCUCGUUCAACACACCCUCAAAUUGAAUAAAAACGGCUAAAGUCAUGGCGGAGACUCUGCUGGGACUGGAGGUUGCCUUCUAUCUCUAUCCCUGCGGCCUCUUUGUCACUCUACUGGCGGCGCAGUCCUAUCAAUUCUACCGGGACCGCCAUGGCGUUACGCGUCAGACCGCGACAGACGAUGAGCAGAAGAAAGCUUCGCGACUAUACGCGCGGAUAAUCUGGGGCUUUCAGCUGAUAGUCUCUCUCUUACUCCUUGCCACCAUCAUCCUUGCCGUUCACGGCGCUAUUGCUGGCCAAUACGAUGGAGCUGGCAAAGUCGUGUUCCCGUUCAGUGCUUACUUGGCAUCAUACGUUGCCGUCUUAUUGUACUAUCUAGCUGGCCUACUUCCUGACCCUGAAGGCCCUUGGACGCCAACAUCGGCGCAUUUCUAUGCGUGGAUCGUAGGUGCGCUUUUUGAGGCCUUCAUCGCGGCCGUCUUUUCUUCUGAGAAGAACUCAUUCCGCGUCCACAAUGGUCUUCUCGAUAUCCUGGAUAUCGUGGCCGCUGUUCGAACCGUUGUGCUGGUAGCGAUGAUGGUCUGUCUCAUCCUGAGAGACCACAAGCUGAAGCCCCUGCAACCCAAGUCGGAGCCUGAAGAGAGACAGUCCCUUCUUGGGAACGGAAAUGGGAACGAAAACGGAGCGUCUCACAACUACGGCGGCGCCCACCCCCACGGACCUGCUGCUCACAAGCCUCCUGCCAGAACCCAGGUCUCGGGUACAGGAUGGCUUGACUACUUUGCUGGGUUCAGGGUUCUGUUCCCGUAUCUAUGGCCUAAAGACUCUCCGGUAUACCAAGGAAUUGUAGUCGUUUGCAUCAUACUCCUAGUCGGUCAGCGGACCAUCAACGUUUUGGCACCCAUUCAGCUCGGAACUCUUGUCGACUCGCUCGGCUAUGGCACCAUUCCUUACAAACAGAUUGUUCUCUAUGUCGUCUAUCGCGCUCUCCAAGGCAAUCAGGGUAUUCUCGGUGCCGCGAGAUCUGUCCUUUGGAUCCCGGUCUCUCAGUCGCUCUUCCGCAGACUCUCAUGCGCUGCGUUCGAACACGUGUUGGGACUUUCUCUGGAAUUCCAUCUGAACAAGAAGAUUGGAGAGGUGACCAGUGCACUGAGCCGCGGUUCUGCGAUGAACACUUUCCUGGAGAACUUCUGCUUCCAAGUGUUCCCCAUGGUGUUCGAUAUCUUUGUUGCUGGUGUUGUCUUCUUUGCCAAGUAUGACGCUUUCUACACCAUCAUCGUUUUCUUCAUCAUGUGGUCGUAUAUCUUCCUGACCAUCUAUGUGGCCAAAUAUCGCAGCAAGCAAAGAAGAGACAUGGCUACCAAGAAUCGUGAGAUGGAAGCUACCAAGACUGACGCCAUCAUGGCGUACGAGACUGUGCAGCACAAUUGCGCAGUUGCGCCCGAAACUGAGAGGUUCAAGGAACAUGUGAUGGUGUACCAACGCGCAGAACGGCUGGUGCAGUGGUCUCUCAACUUUCUUAACCUUACACAGAGCUCCAUUUUCUCCCUUGGUACUGCUUUGCUUGUUGCAGUCUCUGCCUACAAGAUUUCGCGGGGUGAGCAGAGCGUUGGCGAUUUCGUCAGCUUGAUCAACUACUUUGUGCAGUUGCAGGGUCCACUGAACUUCUUUGGAACUUACUACACCAUGCUACAAAACAAUCUCAUUGAGGCAGAGCGAAUGCUCGAGCUCUUCAAAGAAACGUCUGGCAUUGUGGAGAAGCCCGACGCCGUCACCCUACCCGCCGUCAAGGGAGAGGUCGCAUUCAACACCGUCAAAUUCUCUUACCAGAGCAAGAAGGGCGAGCCCGCGAUCAAUGGCGUCAGCUUCACUGUUGCCCCGGGCACCAAGACCGCCAUUGUUGGAGAGUCUGGCAGCGGCAAGUCAACCUGCCUGAAGCUUCUUUUCCGUUUCUACGAUAUCAAUGAAGGAUCAAUCACUGUCGACGGCCACGACUUGAAAGAUCUGAAGCUCGACAGCCUGCGGAAGAACAUUGGCGUUGUGCCUCAGGAUACUGUGCUUUUCAAUGCAACCAUCAUGUACAACCUGCUCUACGCCGACCGCAAUGCCUCUCAGGCCGACGUAUACGAGGCAUGCAAGGCUGCUAAUAUCCACGAUCGCAUUCUCGCAUUCCCCGAUGGAUACGAUACCAAGGUCGGAGAACGCGGACUCAAACUCUCCGGAGGCGAGCGACAGAGAAUUGCCAUCGCGAGAGCGAUUCUGAAGGACGCCCGCAUCUUGUUGCUUGACGAGGCCACGGCAUCUCUGGACUCACACACCGAGAGGCAGAUUCAAGACGCCCUGGAGCGUGUCACUGCGGGUCGUACAACGAUCACCAUCGCCCACCGGCUCUCCACCAUCACCACUUCCGAUCAGAUCGUGGUUCUCCACAAGGGAAAUGUCGUUGAGCGUGGCACGCACGCCGAGCUAUUGGCGCUCGGAGGCCGAUACCAUGCCAUGUGGGAGAAACAGACCACCACUGAGAAGAAGAAUAUUGAAAAGGUGGAGAAGGAAGGAGGGUCUUCGGAAACUGCAUCCCAGCAUUAAGGAAAGCCGAAAAAAGGAUUUCGUUUGUUCUAUGGCGACCGAAGUUACCGUGAGGCUGGUUAGUUAGAUAUGCGACUAGGUGUAUAGAUAGGUAGAUGUAACAACACGGGCCCAAUUUGGAGACUAAUCUAUGUUUACCGCUAUCUUUGACCAUGAAGUCGCUCGUGGAUCUUGGCGUCAUUCAUCAAAGACCCAGCAGUGUGGGUUACCGCGGGAAGCACUUACACGGCAAUGUCCACUUGACGGUUGUUGAUUGGCUCCUUCGCGAUUGCCCAAAAAGGGAACGAUGGUGCCGGCCCUAAUCGCACUCGGGCGACUCGGUUCAUGCCUUGAAGUCCACUUUAUA
This is a messenger RNA of Colletotrichum acutatum, 3326 nucleotides long. Its product is annotated as ABC transporter. The record is from RefSeq and is a predicted model, not a curated record. The transcript is spliced from 5 exons. Lineage: Eukaryota; Fungi; Ascomycota; Sordariomycetes; Glomerellales; Glomerellaceae. Gene Ontology annotation, molecular function: ABC-type transporter activity; ATP binding; ATP hydrolysis activity. Bases 440 to 2980 code for a protein of 846 amino acids. Gene Ontology annotation, cellular component: vacuolar membrane. Gene Ontology annotation, biological process: transmembrane transport.